Messenger RNA from Conger conger (European conger), 2027 nucleotides. It is a transcript of the gene tcn2, whose product is annotated as transcobalamin II. The coding region runs from base 152 to 1417 and encodes 421 amino acids. The transcript is spliced from 10 exons. NCBI's taxonomy places the organism in Eukaryota, Metazoa, Chordata, Actinopteri, Anguilliformes, Congridae. Gene Ontology annotation, molecular function: cobalamin binding. The record is from RefSeq and is a predicted model, not a curated record. Gene Ontology annotation, biological process: cobalamin transport.
CCCAGUCGCUGAAAUCAUGUGACUCCGUAGACCAAAGAACGGGAAAUGGUUGUAAACAUUCGAGUCCUCGGGAGUGAGCGACAAGCGCAGUCUUGUGAAGUGUGUGCAUCGCUUCUCCUCGAACAAAGCGGUUGUAACGGACAAUUGAAAAAUGAAUUUCGCUUUCCUCACUGGAUGCGCCGUUCUAGCUUUGGUCACUGGGAAUCAAGAUCCCGUCGCCUCCGACCACGAAGAGCUGAUCCUCUCCCUCAACAAGAAGCUCCUGCGGUCCCUGGAGGACCAGGGCUCGCUCCCCAAUCCCAGUGUGCACCUGGCCCUGCGCCUGUCCACCCACCACAACCUGGUCAUGGAGGCUGCGCACCUGGUUCGGCUGAAGGCCGACCUGCAUAAAGACAUCGAGAGCUCCCUUACGAAGGGGCAGCCCGUGACGGGGCUCCUGGCGCUGUACGCCCUGGCCCUCAGGGCCUCCUGCUCCGAGCUCAGCUCCCUGACGCUCAACGGGGAGCCGCUCACCGUCCAGCUGAAGAAGCAGAUGGACCUGGAGAAGGAGCACAUCACCAACAGCCUCCGUCCGGUGACCAAUUACUACCAGUACUCCCUGGGGAUGCUGGCCCUGUGCGCGAACGGGGUGAGGGUCAGCAGCCACGUCCGCAACAAGCUGGUGCGUGCCAUCGAGCAGGACAAAAUGAAGCACAGCGGCUGUGAGAGUGUGGACACCCUGGCCAUGGCGGGCAUGGCCCUGCAGUGUCUGAAGGACUCGUUCCCGGAGGAGGACGGGACCCAGCUGGAGGGCGCCCUGCGCACCGUGAAGAAGAAGCUGGUGGACUCGCGCCGGCCCGACGGCCAUCUUGGGAACGAGUUCAGCACCGGGCUGGCCGUGCAGGCCCUGCUGGCCAUGGGAAGCCAGGUCUCCGACUGUUCGGCCUCCAUGGAGGCCAUGAGGGUGGACGUGCGGAAGGGAACCUACCACAACCCCAUGGGCAUCUCCCAAACCCUGCCCGCCCUGCAGCGGAAGACCUACCUGCACGUCAAGACGACGCAGUGCAGAGAGGAGGACGAUAGUCUGGUUCUGGGGACCAAGCCCCCGAUUCCGGAGGUCCCGGAUGAGACCGUGUCCCUCCAGGUGGAGGUGAUCCCAGCAGAUGCCAGCUCCACCACCAAAACACAGGAUGUUACAAAGGGCUCCUCACUCCACGACGCCUUGAAGCUCCUUCAGGAGAAACAGAGUGAUUUUACGUUUGAGACGGAGCCCAGCCUAUGGGGGCCCUUCCUGAGCGUGGUGAACGGGGAGCGAGCCCGCCAAUCAGACCGCAGUUACUGGAGCCUCUCUUCAGAUGGGACGUCCCUCAGCCAGGGCAUUCAAGAUUAUAAAAUUGAGAAGGCUCAAAAGAUCACCAUCAAAAAGACCAAGUACUAAGAUGUCCUUGCAGGGAAUCAUCAAAAGCCUUAUUACGACUGAAGAGAAAUUGCACUUUAGACAGAAAAUCUGUGUUAGAAAUCCAGCUCAUGAAUGUAAUGGGUAUCGCUUUUUGUAACACUGUGAUUGUUCUUGGGUCUCUUAAACUAUCAAAGAACUGAAGGACAUGAGUGACUAUCACAUGGACUAAAUCAAACAUUUUAAGCUUUAUUUUAUGUCAGAAUACAAAAGGUCUGUUUGAAGGGAAAAGAUUCACAAGGCUCCGUAGACGUUCUGUACAAUUACGCAAUUCCCAGAUGACUUGGAGGGUUAAUUGGGUUUGGUUUGUGUGCAGCCCUAGAGAACACUUCCAUCCUUGUCGUGGGAGUAACUGUCACACCUAGGGCUCGAAAUGUAAUAUUCUGCUGGGUUCUUCAGGAGAACCUGCUUUUACCACUAACAGAAUUAGAAGCACUUGGAGGACUACAACAUUCUCAACAUUCUUUUUCCCAUGACCCACCUGACCAGGGUGGGCAUCUGACCUCUGGGCUAUUGUUUGCAAUUCAUGCUUAAAAUCUGCCGCGAAAUCAUUUCAGCUUUUUAUAAUGUGAAUAAAGAAACAUACACUUGA